Molecule: messenger RNA, 168 nt
Organism: Cavenderia fasciculata
Lineage: Eukaryota; Evosea; Eumycetozoa; Acytosteliales; Cavenderiaceae
Exons: 2
Coding region: 1-168 (55 amino acids)
Source: RefSeq, a predicted model, not a curated record
AUGAGUGAGCAAUAUCAUGAAUUCCUACCUAGACCAUCACAUUCAAUCACUAUGGUUUAUCUACUAUAUUCCACCAUCCGUACCCUCGAUUUAGCUCAUACCAGUCCAUUAAAUCAAUCAUGGUCAAUAAUUCCUUCUGUUUUCAAAGACUCUCCACCCACCGUCUGA